AUGGCCGACGCUGCCGAGCCUGCGCAGGGUCUCGAAGCCCCUCCUCGCGAUGGCGCAAAGCCAACUGCCCCCGACACCAGCGUCGCACAAGCUGGCGAGAAUGAACUUCUUCUGUCGCAAGCCGAAAAGCAAGAUGCCGCCGCCGAAGCGAUAACGAAGCAGACAAUGGACGACAUUCCUGUGCCUGCGCAAUCGAGUAGCAAAGAGGAGUCUGUCUUAUUGACUAAAGGCCUGAACUUCCUAGCGAAGGCAUCCCCUACGACGCUAGCCGGCAUUGCAGUCGGCUUUGCAGGUGUCACAUAUGCGAUCCUUGGCCAAUUUGGCUUGCUUGUCAUCGGUGCGGUGGGAGGUGCCGCCGCCUUCGUGGUCUGGGAAGGUCGCAACCCAAACAUUGCUCGAACCGUCCGCGGCGAGAAAGGCCCUGAUGCGCUGGAACGCAUUUGGAUUGAUCUCCAGACUACUAGGGUCAUUGAAGAGGAGAACGAGAGUGAUAAGGGAGAUCAACUCAUUUUCAAAGGCUUCGACGACUUCCGACCGGAAACCCGCGAGGCUUUGAGCGGCCUUGUCGAUACAAUAAUAAAGGAUUACGUCAAAUGGUGGUACAGCCCUAUCAUCCCGACCGAUCACUCGUUCCCUCUUGCUUGCCGCAAGACACUCACAUCAUACAUCCUAGCCGUCUCGAAUCGUAUGGCUAGGAAACGACCCGCCGACUCUUUUCUCGAUCUCCUUACCAAUUCUUCCUCAAUCGCUAUCGCUUUCAUGUCAGAGCUCGCGGCAGCCUUCGCCGAUGUGCCAGCCGAGUCAAAAAUGACUGCUGUCGAUGCUGUUUAUACAUAUCUUGCCUCAAAUACGGAUUCACGGCUGGCGAACUUGCUGAACCAAAAGCAGCAAGCCGCCAAAUUCAAAAUGGUUGCGGAUGACCUGCUUUCUUUUAUGGAACCCAGUGCUUACAACUGCGACCCAGCUCGUGCUCUUCUGAGAGAAGUUCUCGCCAACACAGUCUUGGAAAGCUUGCUGCAGACGUGCAGCAAGCCCGAGUGGAUCAAUGGCUGGAUUGUGUAUCUUUUAGAGGCAGGAGAGCCGGACAUCAACCAGGCGAUCGACGUGGGUAUGCAACGGGGCCGAGAUACUGCCAAUAAUAUUUUUGCAGAUAUUGAUGGGAACGUUGGAAACAUAGGCAUUGCCAAACCUGCAAGUCGCUCUUCCGGAGAGUUUGAGCGCGGUAGGAGAAAGGAAGUUCAAGUGCACAGGAAGCGGCUUAGCAAAGCUGACGAAGAAGUCGAAGUGGCAAUUGAAGAGAUGAAGCGCAUGAGCGGGAUGAUGGAAGACGCUGAGGAUGGUAGGCGAUCGAUUGCCAAUGAUUCGGGAACUCCAUCCAAACAAAGCAUCGAUCCGUUUUCCACUGACGAGGCCACCUCCAACCGCAAAGUUGGACCGGGAGCAGAGGAUUCGACACCUCCACUUGCUCAAGGUCGCUCUUCCCCGUUUGGAACUUCUAUUGAUGGCGCAAGCGAGCCAGCCUUUACCCCUGUGACUCCGCGCUCGACUAUUGACACAUCAAGUCAGAAUUCUUCAUCACCAAAGCCUGAACGCAGAGACAGUCAGCCCUUCACCAAUUUUGACCAGAUUGUACCCGCAGCAGAACCUGAACAACAGGAGGAAAACGCGCCCAAGAAGGCUCCGUUGACCCUCCAUAAUGCUUCUUUUACGCUUCACGACGACGCGACUGGCGACACUGCCAAGAUUCGAAGUAAACCAAACUGGGACUACUUGAUUCAAGUUGAACCGUCUUCGGCUGGACACACUGGAUGGAUGAUCGUGAGAAGAUAUUCUGACUUUGAGACACUGCAUGAAAUUCUUCGACGAAUCGCGACGGUAUCUGGUGCUACUGCUUUUACCGAGCUACACAAGGAGCUACCGAGCUGGAAAAUUCAUAGCAGAGAAUCGCUACGUGGCGAGCUGGAACGCUAUUUGCGUGAUGCCUGCUGGUAUCAAUCUCUCGCCGAGAGCGAAGGCAUGAAAAGAUUCCUUGAAAAGUCGCAGGGCCAUACGCAUGGCAACAGCAAGACAUUUGCCUGGGAAUCUGUGGGCAAAAACAUGCUCGAUGUUCUUUCGAUUGCGCCGAAGGGUGCUAUGGAGGGUGGAAAGACACUGGUCGAUGGCGUUACUGGCGUCUUUGGAAACUUUCCUGGCAUUGGCAAGAAGGCUCCAAGUCAAUCUAUUGAUCUGACGCCAAGUAAGCGCCUUUCGCUCUCAACACCAGUCAGAACAGACACACUCAAAACAUCACCUGCGAGAUCGGAACGUGCCAGUAUAGAUAGCCAGCGGUCUUCUGUUGUCUCUACCCAACCUGGCAAGAUGCCCAUGAUGGAACGUCGUCCAAGCCUUCAGUUCCAGAGUGACAACGAGGCAGAUAUGACUCGCGUGGGGCGUUCUGAGCGCCUGGAUUCUACAGCAUCUGCCUCCAUUAGCGCUCGACCAAGCAGAGAACAUAGUAGGGCCUCAAGCUUGGCGCCGCCGCUGCGGUCUCCGUCGUCCAUCAGCUUGGAGUACGUUAAGCUGCCGCCUCCACCGGAUGAGAUGACCGACGACUACGAAUCACAUUUGAAUGGCGAGAUGGUCGCGGUAAACGAGAUUGUUCAUAGCAAAACCCACUCUAUUGGACAUAUGUCUCAGCCCUCGAUAGGAUCCACGCAAGGCUCCGCAACAAAUGGGAAGAAGUCGGCUGUCCGACCGAUUAAGGCUCACUCGAAACUUAGCGAGGGCGAAACGAGAGUUGCUGUGGAGUUGAUCUUUGCUGUGAUCAAUGAGAUGUACACUCUUUCCUCGGCGUGGAACAUUCGCCGUACCUUACUCACGGCUGCGAAAUCGUUCCUACUUCGGCCUGGAAACCCGUCUCUGCUUACUGUGCAGACUCUCAUCCAGUCUUCUGUGCUCGACGCGUAUACCGCGGAUGCUGGCAUCGCAGAACAGCUGCGCAAAGUGCGGGAAAACAGCAUGCCCACGGAGGAAGAGCGUGCUGCCUGGCCGGCGGAGCUGACGAACGAAGAGAAGGAGCAAUUGGCCGCCAAGGCGCGCAAGCUGUUGAUCCAGAGCGGAGUGCCGGCAGCCCUGAUGGGUGUCAUGGGUCAGGCUGCCACGGGGGAAGCGCUGGGUCGUGUAUUUGACUGCCUCCAAAUCGAGGAAGUUGCGCGGGGCCUCAUUUUCGGCCUUAUUCUGCAGGCUGUGAAAGUACUCACUCACUGA
Messenger RNA from Cordyceps fumosorosea ARSEF 2679, 3246 nucleotides. RefSeq names its product DDHD domain protein. NCBI's taxonomy places the organism in Eukaryota, Fungi, Ascomycota, Sordariomycetes, Hypocreales, Cordycipitaceae. The record is from RefSeq and is a predicted model, not a curated record. Bases 1 to 3246 code for a protein of 1081 amino acids. Gene Ontology annotation, molecular function: phosphatidylinositol binding. Gene Ontology annotation, cellular component: intracellular membrane-bounded organelle. The transcript has a single exon.